Molecule: messenger RNA, 4893 nt
Organism: Salmo salar (Atlantic salmon)
Lineage: Eukaryota; Metazoa; Chordata; Actinopteri; Salmoniformes; Salmonidae
Molecular function (GO): RNA binding
Source: RefSeq, a predicted model, not a curated record
AUAUACUCCGAUCUCAUAGUACACUCGUCUGAGAGUGCCAGAGCGCAGAAUAAUUUGUGAAUUUACUCUCAACACCGGUAGAAUAUGGUCGGUGUCAGUAAAAUGUUGCCAGCAGCACAGUUACAGCCACCAACGCUCUGGAUAACAUGAAAACAGCUCUGCUAUGGCAAAUAAAAUAGUCAGUGAGGUGUUCUCUCAUUUGUGUCUGGAAGUAGCUAGCAAGUUAGCUUGACUGCUGAUGUGAGGUCAGACCGCUCGGUUCAACACCACUCCUCGGCAAGAGCGUCCAGUUUACGCUCUGAAUUUACGAAUUGACAACCUGACAACGCUCUGAAUUGACGAACGGCCAGAGCACUUCGGAAAUGCAGAUCAAUUUUUACGAAAACACACAACUUUUUUUUAAGUGGUUACUUCCGGUUCCGGUUUAGACGCCAGGGAAGCUAGCUAGCUAUUUCGAUACAGGUUUCAAGAUUAGAUACGUCUACGUUCCAGCAUGUCUCACAACUACUCCUACAGACGACCAUCACCAGCUAAAGAUCUAAAAGCCAGCUCUUUCGACUCUCCAGAUCACCUGCACCCUGGAGACCACAGUCACAAUGUUUCGUCCCAGGAGCCACCAUCUCAUUCCACAAUACCAUCCUACCCUUACUCUUCAUCCAGAGCCUCCGCUGCCACAGAGUCCCCUUACUCCUCCUCACUAAGCUGGUCAGACCCUUACUCCUCCUCACUAAACAGGUCAGACCAAACUCUCCUGAGCAGCUGUGGGCUCGAGCCCAAAGACUUGUCUCUACUAGCCGAGAUGCCUGAGGAUCUCAUCACCGUGGAGAACCUACCACAUCUGGUCCUGGAGAUCAAGAAGAAGAAGAGGGCGACACAGCAGUCGCCAUAUCCAGCUAUGAUCUCUUACCCUCCUGCUGCCACAUCUCGUCCCCCCUCUGCUACCCCGCCUCCAGGCCGUGUGUGGGAGCAGGGUGACCGGAGUCGUUCUCAGACAUUAGACUACCCGUUGGACAUCCACCCCUCUCUUCCCCCUUCCCAACUUCUUCCCACAGAACAGGCUGAGCCCUGGCAACUAGAUCGGCAUGACAACUCGAUGCAGUACACACGCUCUCGCCUAGAACCUGUACCUGUCCAAGUUGUGGACUACCACUAUGGUAAAGAAACUCCCAGCAGUUACCAAACUCCUCGGUCCACUUACAGCACGGCCCAAGGAGGAAACAGCAACAGGUGGAAACCCCCCAACUCAUCCCAACCAGCAGUAGAUUACAGGUACCCACCACUACAGACUACAGACUACAGACCACGCCCAGAUCAAGAUGUCCCAGUUUUCACAAUCAAGAUGGCCACCUCUGGCAACACUCCCACCAAGAAGGCUGCUCUUGACUUCCACGGAGAAAUCCCCCAAAAGUUUCCUUAUUCGUGCUCUGUCUGUGAUAUUACCGUGCUCUCUGAAAAGUACUGGCUCACACACGCCAAUGGAACUCAACAUGCAGACGGACAGCUCACACUUCUUAAAAUGUAUCCUGAGUGGGAUUGCCGGAUGCAGACCACCAGAAAUGGUGGUGACCACACAGAGAGACCGAACAUUGAAGAGAAGACUGGUGGACCUUCCCAUAGGUUGACUAACUACUUGGGUAAACCGUCAAGUAGCGGCUCUAGAGAAACCAUAGACCCUAAGACAAAGGGGAGUGGCAAAGUGGUUUGUGCCAAAUUUACCGCCCAGUGUCUCAACGAAGAUGGUUUGAAGGACCUGAUUAAACCGUUUGGGGAAGUUGUGAAAAUCAUCAUGUUCCCUGCUUUAGCGUUUGUGGAGAUGGGCUCAACGGACCAGGCCACCGAUAUUGUUACAUACUACCUCAGUAACCCAGUGAUGGUGAAAGGAGGACAAGCCACCUUCUCUGUCUCUUCAACAUUUAAUUUCCUGCAGAGUUCCCGGGUGUUGCGUUUUACCCCUGUGCCAUCUGGUAAAGAGUCUGUCCCGUGGAAGAGAGAGUUACUGGCCGUAGCUAAAAGAUUUGGACCUGUGGAGCAAUCUUUAUUCUUACCUACGCAGGCAUUUGUGGAAAUGACAAAUGCACUGGAUGCACAGAAGCUGGUUGGAUACCAUACGUCCAAACACCUGAAAAUAGAUGAGAUACAUAUUAAGGUGGCCUUCUCAUCAGAGUAUAAUACACUUCCGACCAUAUCUGACAGGAAGUCUUCAGACAGGAAGUCUCCAGACAGGAGCAGGAAGUCUGAAAACCGAUCUAAGAGGAAGAGAACCUCAAGCCCCAGAAGGCGGUCCCUCAGCCCCAGGAGAGAUUCCCCAACCACCUCAAAGAGCAGGAGGAGUAGAGAGAGGGAUAGCGACCGUCACAAAGAACGAGUGAAAUCAAACGGUGGGGGUAAAGGCAGUCUAAGGUCCCCCAGCAAACAAAGCUCCAGCCGAUCAUCCGGAAGCCCUCGCAGGCCAAGGUCCCCCAGAAAACAGAGCUCCAGCCGGUCUUCCAGAAGCCCUUGCAGGCCAAGAUUCCCCAGCAAACAGAGCUCCAGCCGGACCUCCAGAAGCCCUCGCUCCCAUACUAAAGAGAGGUUCUCCAGUGAGAAGACCCCAGGUUCUGGUAAAACAGACCCCAAGAAGGACAAGGUAUCUCCCACUUCCACUCGCUCACAACCUCCCACCAAGGAUAAGACCCCAUCCCAGUCCUCCACUGUGAUGGAGAAGUCCGAAGAGGCUGUCGACAAGACUGACCAGAGGAAGAAAAAAACUGAGACCCAGGAGGAUGGAGCCACGGAGGCCUGUGAUAUGGACAGUGACAUCGAGGGGGUGGAGGUGAUCGGAGAGGACAGCGACAUCGAGGGGAUGGCCGUGUAUGGGGAGGAUGGGGAGGAGAACUCUGACAUGGGAGAGGAGGAAGAGGGGCCAGUAGGGGAGAAAGAGGUAGGGGAGGCAGAAGUAGUGGAGGGAGAGGAAGAUGAGGAAGAGAGUGAGGAGGGAGGAGAGUUAGAGGAGGUAGGGGAGAAACAGGAAGAGGGGCAAGUAGGGGAGGAAGAGGAGGAUGAGGAGGAAGAGGUAGGAGAGGAAGAGAAGGGAGAGAAACAGCAGGAGAGUGCUGAGGACUUGAUCCAAGAGCUCUCAGCUACCGGGUCAGAACAGGGGAAAGCGUUCUCAGCUACCGUGUCAGAACAGGGGAAAAAGAGAGAUGGUGAAGACCAGAAAGCAGAUGCUUCAUAUGUUGAUGAGGAGGAGCAUGAUUUCCCAGAGGGCCAUGAAAACCUUAUCACUUUGGAUGACCUAGAGCAGGAUUCAUCAGCUGAUGACCAAGAUAACCAGUCAAUUAAUGAGCCUAAGAGCAGAUCCAAGAGCAAGCCCUCAGGACGUGAUCAGACACCUGGUAGAGUGAUCUACGUCAAAAACCUUCCUAGAGGCUUCUAUACAGAUAGUGACUUCCUGGAGAUUGUUAAAGGCUUUGGGAGAGUGCACCGCUAUUUCCUCCUUCGCAAUGGUGAAGAGGGCUUCAUUGAGAUGGAGAAGUCUUCUGAUGCAACAAAGGCUUUAAGAGAGCUGCGUUAUGAUGGCUGUAAAUUAUACGGCCAGAAGUUGAUCAUCCUGCGGUCUCAGAAAUAUAAAAGACUAACAAUAGGGUGGAAACCUGAAUCAGACUCUGAUUCUAAAAGUGAUCAGAAGAAAGAUCACAGCAAUACUAGAAGCACCAGCAGCAGUAGCAGGAUAAGGAGAUGGACCAGCAGUCAGUCAAAGUCAGCAGCUAAGGACGAGGAGACGAGAGAGGAGGACGAGGAGACGAGAGAGGAGACGAGAGAGGAGGACGAGGAGACGAGAGAGGAGACGAGAGAGGAGGACGAGGAGACGAGAGAGGAGGACGAGGAGACGAGAGAGGAGGACGAGGAGACGAGAGAGGAGGACGAGGAGACGCGAGAGGAGGACGAGGAGACGGACGAAGAGAUGAAAGAGGAGGACGAGGAGGACGAGGAGACGAAAGAGGAGGACGAGGAGACGAAAGAGGAGGACGAGGAGACGAAAGAGGAGGACGAGGAGACGAAAGAGGAGGACGAGGAGACGAAAGAGGAGGACGAGGAGACGAAAGAGGAGGACGAGGAGACGAAAGAGGAGGACGAGGAGAGGACACGACAAAUACACUCCGAACAGCGUAGUAAUCAAUCGUCUGAUCCAGCCAAAAACAUGGACAGAGGAGCGUCUAAAUUGAAUACUGACAAAUUCUCCAACAGUGAAGACCAAAACAAUGCCCCUGUCUCUGCUGCUGAGGAUGAGAAGCGGGCCUGUAGCACUGAGGACAAUGUAGAAACCAAGAUGGAGGAUAAUGUGGAAAGAGGACCAGAUUACGUGAAGACUGGUAUGGAGUCAUCAUUCCACCCCAACAACCCAGUGGGAAGGGAAUUCAUUAAACCUGUCAUGGGCUACUUCUGCAACUUGUGUCAAGUAAUCUAUGUCAAUGAGGACGAAGCAAAGAACCAACACUGCAGCAGCCUCUGUCACUAUCUGAAGUUUAUGGAACAUUCAGGUAAAGACACAGCCUCUAGCUAAAAGAUGUCCAUCUCUGGAGGAAGUUGACAAGAUGGCAGUCUUAGACCCAAUUUAACGGGAAGUGUACAAGUGCACACUUCUGGAGGAGUGUGAAGAAUUGGGAUUUUGCCAUGUUUUACGCUCAGAAGAACGCCACAGGUGUACCUAAUCCACGAGAGGCUCUUUGUGAAACUCAUCCUAGAACAAUAAAUGGGAUUGCAGAUUACGUUAAUCUGUAUUGGUUUAUAUGAACAAAUGUACAGCACCUACCUACAUAUAUUGUUAUGUUUGUGUUAAAAUAGCUCAGAUCUACUUCCUGUAACUUGAUUUGUUUGUCCUGUGCUUGGAAUUAAAGCUAUUAGAAAACCCUA